Messenger RNA from Haemonchus placei, 3168 nucleotides. The record is from the annotation of a GenBank genome assembly. NCBI's taxonomy places the organism in Eukaryota, Metazoa, Nematoda, Chromadorea, Rhabditida, Trichostrongylidae.
AUGGAAAAUGACCUUGUUGACAUUCAACCGUUCGAGACUAACGAAGCAGUAAAUGAAGUGUUUAUGACAGCAAAUUUCUCGAAGAGGGAAGCCGCUCAACACGUGAACGUAAGCGUGCUCACGUUGCCACAGCUUUCGGAGAACAUCGAGCACUCCACAGAAGACCCAUUGCCGCUGAGAGGUACCGAUAGUUCAGUUCCUCUCCUAGAAAACGAGAUCACCGUGAGAUCGUCAGCCUCAGCCUUUGAAAUAGAUCAGGAGGGUACUGGAUGUAGUUCACGAGAACGAGAGCUUGGCGAGCAGGGUGAUUCUAAGCCAAACGUCGUCCAUGAUGACGAAGUGCUCGAGGUAUUCAGCGCUGGUCGCUCUCAGUCUUAUAUAGCAGCCGGCGACAGAGAUGAUGACGAGGAAGAUGCCGGCAGCCAAAUGGAACCUCCAGUUUUGGAUGGCCCUAUAAUAGAUCCGUCGACCUUUGAACCAAAGCCCAGUGUCGAUGCUCCACCAAAACUAAUGGCUGAUGGAGUUCUGUCGAAAGAAAACCCUAAACCAAUGCACUACGUGGUUGGAGAGAUUUACAGGGUUCAUACGCCGAAUGGCACAGAACAAGAAGUGCAGUUGGCUGUCAUGGAUGAUGGAUCAGAAGCUCUGGUGAAUGCCAAUGGAGAAGUAGUGGAUUUGGCACCGGAGGAUUCAUACGCAACGGUUGACAUUUGUGAUAUUGACUUCAAUUUCCUGGACGACAAGAAUAUAGUGUGCGGGUUAUGUGGGGAAGUCGUAUUGUACGCCACGCUUUUCACGACUCAUCUCACUCGAGUACAUCCAGAGGUUUGCAAAUAUGCUGGAUCCAGAAUUGUUGGUCGGCCAGCUGCCUUACGUAGAAUUUUUGAAGAGAAAGCUGGAUUCCGAAAGAAAAAGCAUACAAAAUGGAUUCAAGAAAAAGUUACUGGAAAAGAUGGGCCGCAGGGUAAGGACUUUAUAUUGCUUCUUGUAUUCUAUAUUUGCUAUCGUACUCUUGAUGCUGUCAUGCUCAUAGUUUUGGGCUUGCAGGUGAAGGUGUCUCUUGUCGACAAAGAGCACGUCAAGUGUGGCAUAUGUAGCUCUGUCAUCUCGAUCAACAAGAAGUUUGAAAUAGUUCACGUAGUUCGGCACUUUAAUGCUUGGCAUCCUACUAAUCAUCAAUGUGCCGGUCAGUGGCAAAAGCGAACACAAAGGCCUGGAUUUGGCAAGCCGCUUUCAAAACAGGACUUUGCUGUGAUUGACUUGUCCCACACCCAGCCAGACAACCUACAAUGUAUUUGGUGUGGAAUGUUUAUAGAUGCUACAACUAUAGCGGUUCACUUCACAGAUUGCCAUCCUGGAGAAGUUGAAGUCCCGAAGUGUUUGCUUUGCAUUCAGGAACUUGUAAUAAACGCACGUGUCAUAGAGAAAUUCGGUUCGGACUUUGACAUUGUACUUCCGGAUGAAUUUCACAUCAAAGUCGAGAAGUUGAAUAAAUUGUUCACGUCGGAAUCACAAAUGGACAGUGUAUGUGGCCAUUUCGAAACCAUUGCACAAGCCCCGCCAACAAAUUCUGAUUAUGUGAAAGUGAUCAGCAAUUCACAUUGGAAGUGCAAGAUUUGUGAUGCCGACCUCUACGGAGCUGUAAUCUCGGCAUGCGCUAUUCGACAUUUCAAGUUGAAACAUCCGCAGGAAUCUGAUAGUCUCCAAUUUGAAGUUGUAAGAGCUCGGUUGGAUCGAAUAAGUGAUGGAUGUAUGGAGUUUGUGCACCCACAGAUGCUUGAGUGUCUUAUCUGUCAUCUAACUUACCAAUUACAUAAGCCGUACAAUGUGUGCCGUGGCAUUCGUCAUUUAAGAUCGAGACAUCCGGAAAUAAUGCCCGAAUUCAACGGUGAACCGUUACGGCGUUACCGAAAGACAGGGACAGCUUUACGCCUGGAUGAUGACCCCAACAUUCCUAGACGGCGUAAAGAGGCGCAACUGUCUGUCAGAGAAAGUGCCGAUAUUCUGGCUCGCAUGAAAGCACAGUACCCUGGCAGCUUCGAUAAGGUUCGGACUGUUUAUGGUUCGUCUGGUGAGCCAAUGUUUGUGCUCAUGAAUGGCGAUGGUGAGCAGGACGAAUUAAUCAAAGAUGGUCUGAAACUACUAUCAGAGAGUGUCAGCUCGGAAUCGCACAACAAAGGGGUCGAACAGAACGAGAACUGUGAUGGCGAGAUCUCAACAGGCGACUUGAAGUCCGGUAAGGAGGUGGUUUUCGAGCUGAGCUAUGACUAUAACAAUUUGGAUGCCGACGGAAAACCGCAGAAACAUUUGGUCCGUGUUACUCCGAGUAACGAGCGGCUCGCAGGUUCCAAACUACAGUCCAAUGUACCCAAUGUUGACAAGGGGAGCGGCUACGUUGUGGAGGCAGAAGUUGAGGGAGAGGCGUCCAUCGAUCAAGCUGAAACCAGCGAAGUUUACUUCGACAACGCAGAUCGUGCUAAUAUCGACUCAACAGAUGAAUCAGGGGUUAUUUUGGGCGAUGUUCUCUUCAUCGAUCCCGAUGGUAAUGAGAUUAUUCAACGCAAUACAGCACUUCCUGAUGGCAGUAUCGAGACACAAUACUUGGGGCAGGCAGAAGACGGCUCUUUAUUCGUACUGAACGACAUCGUGUCGGCUGGGCUACAUCCUUCUGGAGAAAAUGUGGAUGAAGUAUAUGACGACGACGAGAUGAUGGGUGUCGCUGCGACGCAGGAGUUAAUUCUACAAGAGCAGUACGGGAAUCAGGGAAACGUCCCCGGGCACCGUUAUCGAAGAGUUGCUCAUAAUGCCUACUCACGCGAUCAUGGAGAGUUGGUGGAAGUGGCCGAGUUCAAUGAAGAGAAUGCUGCCAUGGUGCAGAGUCCAUAUGAUGAAGAAGUUGUAGCGAUGCAUGAGAAUUACGCUGAGGGAAUGGAUGGCGAAGAAGGGUUGGUUCAGUACAGCGGUGAAGUGGUGGUCGGUGAAGAGGAGCAAUUUGUUCAGGAAGGAAUCGUUUUGAACGAAGAGGAGUUUAGAGAAAACCUUGUGACGAAGCCCAUCGACACAGCCACUGCUAGCAGAGGAUUCGAUCGCGACACCUCAGAAAUUGAACACUCGUUAGUAGCCGAAUCACAGAAGCAAGCCAUCAGUCAAAAUGUUCAGGAAGAAUAA